This is a messenger RNA of Besnoitia besnoiti, 435 nucleotides long. RefSeq names its product putative tetratricopeptide repeat protein 11. The coding region runs from base 1 to 435 and encodes 144 amino acids. Gene Ontology annotation, biological process: mitochondrial fission; peroxisome fission; autophagy of mitochondrion. The record is from RefSeq and is a predicted model, not a curated record. The transcript has 6 exons. Gene Ontology annotation, cellular component: mitochondrial outer membrane; peroxisomal membrane. NCBI's taxonomy places the organism in Eukaryota, Apicomplexa, Conoidasida, Eucoccidiorida, Sarcocystidae. Gene Ontology annotation, molecular function: protein binding.
AUGGAAGACGCCAGCUUCAGUCUCCGGGCUGAGACGCAGCAGCUCCGAGAACAAUACAAUGCGCAACUGCGCAUGGACAGUCCGUCGCCGCGCCUUCAGUUUGAGUACGCAUGUCUUCUGUCGUGCUCCCCGAGUCGCGAGGAAAUCCGUGAGUCGCUGGAGCUCUUCGAUGAACUCUUGGAAAUCGGAUUCACUAGGGCCGACUGUCUGUUUCAGAUCUCUCUGGCGUACCUGAAGCUUGGCGAGUAUAACUCGGCGAAGCGCAGAGUUGAGACGCUUCUCCGCCUGGAGCCGCGGAAUCUGUCCGCCCUUUCGUUGCACAGCCUCAUUAUUGACCGAGCUUCCCACGAUGGACUGAUUGGCUCCGUGCUCAUGGGUCUCGCUGUUGGUGGCUGCCUCUGGUAUCUCAUGCGCUCGUGGGCGUCGCUCAAAUGA